Molecule: messenger RNA, 4221 nt
Organism: Sycon ciliatum
Lineage: Eukaryota; Metazoa; Porifera; Calcarea; Leucosolenida; Sycettidae
Exons: 6
Coding region: 1008-2504 (498 amino acids)
Molecular function (GO): calcium ion binding
Source: RefSeq, a predicted model, not a curated record
GCGAGAAGAUCCUAGCCCUCAAUCGUAGAACACUGAGUGGCGCAUGGCUCUUUCCACAAUCUGCGGUCAAUUCUCUUCAUCUUCUUUGCCUUUUACGGCUUGCCAUCCAGCAAAUAAGCACAGUAAUAGUCAGUAUCUGAUUAAUUGUUUGUACUCGUAGUGACCUGCGGCAGCAAGAGGGAUAGACACUUGUAGCAAUUUCACUGUUGAAGUAUUUCCUGUGGUCUUGGCUUCGGCCCGCCGCAUUUACCUGCCGUGCGUGACGUUGACCUGCUACGGCAUCUGAUACUGUACUAUUAGUAUUACUACUAUGGCUUCUGUUGUCAGUCCAGUCAACAAUCUCUGUUGAGGAUUGAGCUACAUAACAAUCAGUCAUGUUUCAGUAGUGCAACAGCACACAACAGAAGUGCCCAGUAAACAUCAGCUUCAAGAUUGUUUCUCAAGCACACAGCUACUUUGUGAGAAGUUGUCUUUAGAUCGUUCAUAGUACCACUGGCUCGCUUGGCUCAACUCUCUUUCCCUACAACUUAGUACAAGGCUACAUGUAAGGUGCCAGUAUCGCUUGCACGUGUAAGUGUAGUGCAUGCUGCAGACUUGUAGAGCAACACCAUCCAUCCUCUUGAGCAUUUCAUUCUGCCAGUGCCACUCCAGCCUCCCCCGGUUAUCAACGCCGACUGACCGGCCACUGGAAUAGCUUCCUGCCCCGUCCAGGCAAGCUCUAUUCAAGCACACGUGGGAUAACCUAAACCCGGCGAAAUAAGCACCUAACUGGUAGGGUGCAGACACCGUGUGUGAUUUUGCGUGAGCGAGAAAGGGGCAGAAAGACGGAGAUCACGGUCUGACUACGAUUUGCCACCUGGACCCUUUCAUUUCCACUUGCUCAACAGCUAUACAGGGCUAUAAACUCGUCGAUCACAAGCGCGCUGGUGAAGAAGGAUGGUGUCACUGCGGAGGUCAGACACAACUCAGGAAGGCUGCUAGUGACUAGUACUCCGCAGCGGAAGGAUAUGGCAGGCGCAAAUUUCAGUCUGUUGCUGUCCAAUUUUCUUCGCCAGAAGCGCGCUGUGCUGGGCCUAAUAUUCAUCGCAACAGUAGCCAUCAUUGUUCUUGUCACCAGCAAUGGCGAGAACAGCAAAGGAGGCAAACGAGGUGGAUCGCUGGCAUCACUGGUCAACUGGGCGCAACUAGGGCACCAGGAGGAUGAUGCGGAGUCCCGUGGCGAAUCGCACGUGGAGGGGGAACAGGACAGUCAGCCAGUGUUCGGUGAUGGCGUUCACCUGCAAACUGGUCACAGUGCUGCUGCGAGCUCCAUACCACAUUAUCUGUCACCUGAAGCGCGGUUGAAACGGAUAGCAGCCACCUUCGCCGAGCGGAAUCUUGGUGAUGAGAAUUUGUGCGCAGCCAUCAAACGUGGCGAGAUCAGCGUUGACAGGCACAAGCGUCGCGGUGGCAAGAAAAGCGCCUGGAUCGCCACGUGGAAAGGCAAAAAAAUCGUCGUGAAGCGCAAUGACUUCGAGGUGAGCGUAGCUUUGAACAAGCACCUCUUCUACGCUUGGGAUCGGAACGACGACGGCCGCGUGGAGCGUGUCGAGUUCUUCAAAAGUCUGUCGAACGCCAUGGAACGAAUGGGAAUAUACGAGGAGGAGCUUGACAAUGUGUUCCACACGGCCGAUGUGAACCGUGAUGGGGUUCUCAACGUCAAGGAAGUGCUGCUGGGAGCUGCCAUCGUGUACGAACGCUAUAAUCAGAUGUUAGCGCCGGAGGCAUUGAUUCUGGGUGAGAAUCCCGACUUAGACAUCUUUCCUCGGUACUAUGGUCACUGCAAUUCCUCGUAUGCAGUGGAGUUCCUGCCUGUUCACUCACUGUAUAUGAUGCGUCAGCGGGAGUGGAAGAUCAGAGCGAAGUUGGCGCUUGGUCUCUUGGAUUGGGCAAAGGUUGCAACUGAGAAGGGCUUGUACGCCUGUGACAUGAUUCUCGGCAACUUUGGUCAGGGAGAAGACGGAGUGAUCAAGAUCAAUGACUUGGACCAGGUUCACUCGCAUGAGGAUGUGAAACGUUGGGAGGGCUUGCCGUGCACACCAGGCACCAAGGGUAUUGGAUGCUUUGAUGAUGGUCACUGUCGCAUGGUGUGCCAGAACAACGGCAAAUGUCCCAUCAUGCCGCCACAUCACAACUACAAAGAGGUGUGUCGACGACUGCUCUGGCGGCCAAAGCGUUCCUUGUUCAUGAAAGACACCCCUAAAGACGUGCGCGACGCUGUGAUCAAGUGCCGUGAAGCUGUGACGACAGAGGACGUCAUGCAUUAUGUGAAGAUGGUUCAUAGAUUUUUAACCCGCGAGACAGAAGGCAUGAAUGCCCAGGACAUUAUCCCGCCGGACUUUGAGGGCCAAGUACGAUUUGGAAAGAAGCUCGAUUUCCAUUCGGUGGAACUUGAGCAGGCAACCAAGACUGGUAAAGGUCGCGUGCCGGCCGGCUUCAAGCAACCACUGCCGUGGGAAUUCUAGGCCACGAGUAUCAGACACAGCGAGUAACGCCGGUUUUAAUCCUGCUGUCCGUUUGCCACUCUUGGAGCUCUUGCCCGUUUACGGCUCCUGUGGAGUGUCGCAAACCUAAUCGUACAACACCGAGGUGCAUGCACUGGUACUGUAUAGAAUCUAUACACCUAGGUGCAUGUACUGGUAGUACAGUAUAUCUAUACAGAGAUAAUAAAACAGCUAACCAUGAAAUGCUAACCUUCUAAUACACUUAAACAAAUCAUUAAUAGCUGACCCGUAGCUAAUUGGCUUCAUUUAAAUCACAUUUUAAAAACUUAUUUGAAUUGCUUCGAAACGCUCUCUCAAAUCUGAACCGACGCCACCAGUAUUGAUAAGCUACCAAACACUGGAUAGACAUACGAGAGUCUCCACUCGGCUACAGGAUUUUUAUGUGCUAGUGCAAGCAGCUACAAUUUUGACGCUACAUGUCUUUCUUCCAGAUAUGAUGAUUUUGAAAGAGUUAUUAUUUGCUAGAUACCUUCCAUUCAAGUCUUGACGUUUAUACAGCAAAAUUAUAUAGUAGUUCUUCACUUUUUGACACAGGAUUUAAUUUUACGAAAUAGUGGUUGCGACUUUGGCGAUGAUUUUAUUAUUAUUAUUGAAAUCUAUUUUGCAAAAGACCCUAGAAUUGUAGCACUGAAAUGACCCUAUACUGCUUCAAUUAGAAAUAGUUCUUGUUACAUCACACAGUAUUUAUUGUCCAAAGAAACAGCUUUUGAUGUUUUAUCCACAAUUUUCACCAGUUUGCUAUGUGCUGUAUUCUCAAAUUGUUCACAUGAUUAUAUCAUCUCCCUUGUUUGAAAAUGGACAAAUGUGAGAUGAAGUUAGUGUGGAGAGUCUGCAACUAUGAUGAUGAGUUUGGUGUGGAUAGUGUUCCUCAACCAUGGUGGUGACCAUGUACGGUCUUUUUUCCCCCGUGAUGUCUGGCCGGUCCGGUAGUGUUGCGUGGAAGGUUUCUCACAUCUUCCUUUGGGUUUGAUGGAGAUGUUCAGUGAGAAAUAUUCCGUGAGACUCUGUGUUGCAGCAUGUUUCCCUCUCAGUCUCCCGUUGGGAUAGUUGGCGGGACUACGAUAUCAUGAUGAUCACUGGCAUCACACCUAUUACAGCACCGUCGCAUGUCGCAGACUUUCUCGGGAUUGCACUGUGUUCAGAUUGGUUCUCCGCACAUUAGUGACCUGGCUGUGUGUGGGUGUGUGCAUGUUUGUGUGUGUGUGUGUAGGUGUGCUUGUGGGUGCCGGUGGUCUUGCGUUGUACGCAGACCAUGUGAUGCUGGCGUUGGUUCCGUGGUUUGUAUCUGCAUUUGGAAAGGACCUGUGCUCUUGGAUGUGAUAUGAGUGGUUGGUUCUGCUCAGUUCAGAUUCCACUUGGGAACUGUACUUGGUAUGUGUGCUGCCCAGCAUAUACGCGUACAUGUAUACUGCUUCCUCAUGUCGGUAUGUAUGCACAAGAGACCUUGCCUCCGCAGAUAGCCGAAUCCUGUUGUGUAUGCCGUUCGGAAUGCAGAGAGUGUGGCCUCAAUUUGUCAUCGCUGCAACACACGUACGCGCCCAGGCGCUUUCUUGAUUGUUCCCGUCCAGGGCUUUCUUGGUUGCUGGGACUGUUGUUGGGACUGGUGCCAGUCUACUACUGCUACUGGCUACAGCUCACACUCACAGUCUCCUCUCUGUGUGUCUCCUCUCUGUGUGUG